GUCCAGCUCGGUGUUCAUUCUCUACCCCACCUUGGGUUCCGGAGCGCUCUCCACAAUCCUUCCUUGCGAAGGAGCGAAGUGUGACAAUUGAAGGCUGCUAAUGGUACUGCGAUAUCUACAACAUUUUGCUCCUUAAACCAUUCCCGCUUUAAUGCUGAGCGGCAAUUUGACGACGGGAACCAUGAGGGUCAUGCCUCACGCUGAACCUCAACUUAGGCAAUGCAUACCUUUUCAAUCACGUCUUCGAAUCACAAAGGUGCCAUUGCGGCCAUCCCUAGCACAACACACAUCGUCUCAUGAGAAGCCGUCCUAUCGGCCUGCCGCUAGUGGCGUUGCAACCGUAAGCAAGCAGGGCAAAGGCCCGAAAUCGUCGGACAAUAAGGCGACGCAAAGCGCCUCAUCGCCGGAUGAAGUACGCAAUGUGCGACUCAAGAAGGUUGCGGAUUUGCGCGGUCAGGGCCAGGAGCCCUACGCGUACCGCUUUGACCGCACGCACUACACCAAGGAGCUGCAGGAGCAGCACGCGGGGCUGGCUGCCGGCGCUGAGGAUGCGAGUGGGGCGGUGGUGGCGGUUGCGGGGCGGGUCAUGGCUAAACGUGUGAUGGGUAAACUGGCCUUCCUGAGCCUGCGGGAUGACAAGGGGCAGAUCCAGCUCUACGUUGAGAAGGCCCGCCUGGAGACCAGCCAGCCCGGCGGGUUCGAGGUUGUGAAGGGGCUGGUGGACGUGGGCGACAUCGUGGGGUGCAGCGGGGGCGUGAGGCGGACGGAGCGGGGGGAGCUGUCGGUGGUGGCGGAGGGGGUGCAGGUGCUGACCAAGUCGCUGCAGCCCCUCCCCGACAAGUGGCACGGGCUGGCGGACGUGGAGAAGCGCUACCGGCAGCGCUACCUGGACAUGAUCAUGGCGGCGGAGGUUCGCGACACCUUCCGCGCCCGCUCGCUCAUCAUCUCCACCCUGCGCCGGCAGCUGGAGGAGCGGGACUUUCUGGAGGUGGAGACCCCCGUUCUGGAAUCCGUAGCCGGCGGCGCCGACGCGCGCCCCUUCCGCACCUUUCACAACUCCCUCCGCCGCGACUUCACGCUGCGCAUCGCCACGGAGCUGCACCUGAAGCGGCUGGUGGUGGGCGGGUUCGAGCGGGUGUUCGAGCUGGGGCGCAUCUUCAGGAAUGAGGGUGUGUCCAGCCGCCACAACCCCGAGUUCACAUCGGUGGAGAUAUACCAGGCCUACGCCGACUACGACGACAUGAUGUCCCUCACGGAGCAGCUCAUCCGGGCGUGUGCGCGGGCGGUGUGCGGGUCCACGCAGCUCACCUACCAGGGCACGCCGCUGGACUUCGGCCCCCCCUUCCGCCGCGCCUCCAUGGCGGAGCUGGUGCGGGAGGCGUGCGGACUGGACCUGGAGCCGGCCAUCAUGGCGGCAGCAGCGGAGCGGGAGGGGGCGGAGGGGGGGACAGCGGAGGGGGAGGGGGCUGCUGCGCUGGCUGAGGCGAAGGCGGCGGCGGAGGCAGUGCUAGCGGCGCACCCAGACCGGGAGGUGGUCAAGGCCCUUCCCAAGGUCCGCUCCGCUCCCUCGCUGGGCCACCUGCUUAACGUGCUGUUCGAGGCGCUGGUGGAGUCGCGGCUGACGCAGCCCACCUUCGUGACGCAGCACCCCACCGACAUAUCGCCGCUGGCCAAGCCGCACCGCAGCAAGCCGGGGGUCACGGAGCGGUUCGAGCUGUUCAUCGUGGGUCGCGAGCACGCCAACUCCUACUCCGAGCUGACUGACCCUCAGGAGCAGCGCCGCCGCUUCCAGCAGCAGCUGGAGCGACACAACGGCGCACGCGCGGCAGCAGCGGCGGCGGCAGCAGCGGCGGCGGUACAGCAGGAUGAGGGGUCGGAGGCCUCCUCGAAUGGUGGUGAAGGCGUCUCGUCAUCCCGACCUUCCCAGGCACAAGGGGGGACCCAUGGGUCAGCUGCUGCCGCUGCUGGGUCGGACACGUCAGCCAAGGAGGACGAGGACUAUGAGAUCUCCAUGGAUGACGACUUCAUCACGGCCCUGGAGUACGGCAUGCCGCCCACGGGGGGUCUGGGUAUCGGGGUGGACCGGCUGGUGAUGCUGCUGACCGACAGCCCCUCCAUCCGGGACGUCAUCGCAUUCCCGCUCAUGAAGUGAGGAGGUCCCGCACGUGUGGAGUGAGGGAGGAGGAAUGAGGAAGGGUGAUGUUGAGUGGAGCACAAUUCCAUGUCCCAUGUAAAUUGAGGCGAAGUGGGAGUCUUGUACUUGUCAGUCAGGCACGACCCCACUGGCCCCCUGGAGCACUCAAAUGGAGGGAGCGAAGCAGCGUGUUGCCACUGAGAUAGAGUAACGGGGAUAGCUAGGUAGGGUGCCUACGGAUGUAUGCCGACACGGGGAAGGACAGGCGCUUAAUACUGCUCGUUACCGUCGGUGGAGUAGAGGGCAAGAAUGGGCUGAUUUAGGGUACAUCUGGCC
Molecule: messenger RNA, 2470 nt
Organism: Astrephomene gubernaculifera
Lineage: Eukaryota; Viridiplantae; Chlorophyta; Chlorophyceae; Chlamydomonadales; Astrephomenaceae
Source: the annotation of a GenBank genome assembly